Messenger RNA from Cryptomeria japonica (Japanese cedar), 844 nucleotides. Its product is annotated as pathogenesis-related thaumatin-like protein 3.5. NCBI's taxonomy places the organism in Eukaryota, Viridiplantae, Streptophyta, Pinopsida, Cupressales, Cupressaceae. Bases 51 to 731 code for a protein of 226 amino acids. Gene Ontology annotation, biological process: defense response. Gene Ontology annotation, cellular component: extracellular region. The record is from RefSeq and is a predicted model, not a curated record. The transcript is spliced from 2 exons.
CAUGUAGGUGAACAACUUUGUUUGGAUUGUAAUUGAAAAGCUUGGAAAAAAUGGAGAACCCAUUGAAAUUGUAUUUCUAUCUCUGCAUCGCCCUAACCAUGGCAUCUCUCUGCACUGCAGAAGAUUUAUCCCAAAAGACCAUAAGGCUGGAGAACAAAUGCUCGUUCACCGUGUGGCCGGGGAUAGCUUCAUUUAACACACAUGAAUAUGACACACCUGACGGAUUUAAACCGGUGCUAAACUCCGGCGAGUCAUACUCCAUCACCUUCCCUAUGCAAUGGGAGGGACUCAUCUGGGGAAGGACUGGAUGUUCCUUUGAUUCAUCAGAGGCCGGAUCAUGUUAUUCCGGCGACUGUGGAGGAUUUCUACGGUGUGAGAAAGCUCCGCUGAACCAGAAGAUUUCAACGCCAAUUACACAGGUCUUGUUACAGAACGGCACUUCUGCUGUUGAUGUGGAGGAGGGUUAUAAUCUUCCAUUGUCAAUUAAGAGCUGUGGAUCGCUGGGAUGCAGUGCAACUGUUGCUGACGUUUGCCCCACAAAUAUACAGAUUAAGGUGAAUAAUGAGGUGGUCAGUUGUAACGGUGGGUGCAAUGUAUAUCAGGGGACAUGCAGUCCACCUGAGUUCAGUAACGCUCUCAAGGAAACCUGCCCAAAUGUUUUUCCUUUCAAAAAUAAACUAUGGUGCCCAACUACUACUAGUUACAUCCUUACCUUCUGUCCUUCUCAGUGACCUAAAUACCAUAUUUCUGGUUUCUGUGUUUCUAAUUCGAUGGAAUAAAAAAUAUUCAUUCAGUUGGAUCAUUGUUUUGAAAAUAGAAAUAAAGAUCAGAAAUGUUUAUUUUC